AUGGAUCGUGAUAGUGCUAAUGCAACUCGUUUGAGAGUUAACCGUAUUUCAUUAAUCCAACAGAUUGAUACUCGAGAACUCAUACCGAAACUUAUUCGUACUAAUAUUAUAUCUGCUGACCAUGAUGUACAAUAUAUUAAUCGAGGUACAUCAAGAAUUGAUCGUGCACGCCGCUUAAUUGAUUGUCUUCUUGGAGAAGAAAAUGAAAAUGUGAAUCGUCCAGUCAAUUGGUAUUUGCUAUUUCGUAGCAUUCUACUAGAAAACCCAUCAGUCUAUACUGAUCUUGUAAGAGUGCUUGAUACUACAAGAAUUCAAACGCCGGAUGUUAAUAAUUGUAAAUCAUCACAAGCAUUUACUGAUCAACCAAAUAGUAGUCAAUCAGAUGAACACCAAGAAAGUAAUAAGCAAGAUUCAUUUGAUCAAACUGAAGAACAACAAAUGAAUAAUUCAAAGAAAAUAAAUAAUAUUCAAAAUCAAAUAAAAAACAUUCAAUUUGAUCGAUAUGCUAUGAAUAAAAUUUUAAUUGAAGGCAGUUUUCAAAAGGUUAUUGACAACCUUACAUUUAAUUCACAGAUUCCUGAGCGUUUAUUUACUCAACUCAAGCAUUCUACGAAUGCUUAUGAUCGUGAACAACUUCUUAGUGAACAAAAGGUGUUUGAUAAUAUGCGCCGAAUUGAAUUAUUUAUUAAUUUAAUGAAAGAAGAAAAAUCUCUAUCGAAUCAGAAUAUUUUCGAUACACAAGUAGUUGAUUUACUUUUCAAUGAUCCUGUUCAUCAACAUCAUUUUUAUAAAUAUUUCUUUUCUCUAUCACUCGUUUACGGUAUUCAUUAUGAUCAACAAUUUACUCAAGCAUUUAGAAAUUUACUUGAUAAGCAAAAUAAUGUAUUAACAGCUAUUGACAACGGAUUUCUGCUAUAUCAUUUUUUAUAUAACUAUGGACGAUUUGAAUUAUGUCAAGAAAUCAUUGAAUCAAUUGUCCAAUCAUUAACAAAAUUAGUUAAAAAUCAUGACCAGAAAUCAAUUAUAUGGACGUAUUUAUUUCGUGGUUGCUGUGCACUUAUACAAGCACACAAUCAAAGUUUUCAAAUUCAAGAAGCAUGGACAAGAAUUGAAGCAGCUAAUGAAAUUGCUGAUAGCCUUAACGCAGCUGGCAUAGAAAUUGCUAAUGAUGAAUAUGGUUGGUUAUACACUGCAAUAACACAAACAGCUUAUGAAGAUGCAAAUUUUGAUGCUUGCAUACAAUAUAGCUAUAAGGGUCUUAAAUUAGUCGACAAAAAUAAUCAUUCAUUAAUUGUUGAUUUACUUUGUUCAUUAACACAAGGUUUAACAGCAAAAUGGGUUAUGAAUAAAGCACAAGAAACAGCUGUUAUGGCUGUACAAUAUGCAGGGAAAUAUUGUGGUAGGAAUAGUCCAAAAUAUAUUCAUGCACUUCAACAAUUACUACAAUAUUCAAAUGAAUUUAUUCAAGACCAAAGUUCUGUUGAAUUAGCACAGUAUACACUUGAUCGUGCUCAAACUGUGUACGGAUAUGAAUCAUUGACUGUUGCUCAUUGUCAUCGAGCUUUAUCGAAAAGUUUGAUCAAUUUUGCUUCGUUAACUCAGUCUCGCCGUAAUAUUAAAUAUCCCCUAUUUGAAGAGGACAUAAUUUACUAUCAAAAUACAUCGAUUACAGAUCUACCGCCAUCAUCAUCUACAUAUAUUCAUCAUGCUUACGAAGCAUAUCGUAUGGCUCAAGAUUGGUUUGGUGUUGACAGUCGUAUACAAUUAUUUCCAUUUAAGAUGACUUUAGCUCAUGCUUUACAAGCUCAUGUUGCUGCUAAUUUUUCUAAUAAACAAAAUACUCAUUUUGAAGAUGCUAUAGAAUUACUCAAUGAUUGUCUUUCGAUUGCACGAAACAUAUUUGGUUCAAUGAGUUUUAAAGUAGCUCAAAUUCAUCGACUUCAAUCAGCAACAUAUCUCAGUAACAAAAUGUAUAAUGAAGCUGAAGAAGAACUACAAACAUGUUUACAAAUCUAUAAACUUUGCUUACCACCGAAUAGUUUUCAUUAUCUUGUAACAAAAGCAAGUUUAGGUUUAAUUUAUAAACAAAAAGGAGAUUAUGAACAAGCGUUAAUGUUAUUUCAAGAUAUUUCUGAAUCAUUAGAUACAAAAACUCAAUCAUUUCGUUGGAUAAAUAUGGUCCUUGAAAGUCUGAUUGAAUGCCAUUCUCAUAUUGAAGCUAGAACAAAUGAAGAUUCACCUCGAAUAAAAAGUGCUGCAGAUAAAGUUCGUUCAGAGCUAUACGAAUGGCGUCGUGCAAAUAUGAAACGUAUUAAUAUAUUGAAUUUAAUACAUCAAGAGCCUACGCGUUCAUUAGAACAAUUUGUUCAAGAUUUAACAAAAUUUCAACAAACUACUGAUCGUCUUCAUACAUUAAUACAUAUACAACAGAAAGUGCCAACCCGCAUAACACCAAUUAAAAUACAUCAAGAAACUUGA
Molecule: messenger RNA, 2478 nt
Organism: Rotaria socialis
Lineage: Eukaryota; Metazoa; Rotifera; Eurotatoria; Philodinida; Philodinidae
Source: the annotation of a GenBank genome assembly